GGCUAGGUGUUUAAUAGAAUUCUUUGCAGCCGCUUGUGCCGGAGUUGGAGGUAUUUACGCAAAAUACUGUGAAGCCCGUGUGUCACUAAGCUAUCGCUGUUUUCUUGUAAUGAAAGAAAAAGUCUACGCAAACAUAUAAGUCGACUUGCCGUGACGUCUUCUAUGGGUCUAUGAGGUUAGUGUUCUAUUUGUUUUAUACAACAAACAUUGAUGGUACGGGCCUUACGGGCCUUACGAAUCCAAAGCAUAGUUGUUAGAUUAAGUAUACUUUCUCUAAAUACAUAUGUGUACUCUUCUCGGCCAUCCAGCUCGCACAUUUUACUUGUCGGGUUGUAAUGUUUAAGCCCGGCGCACACGGUGUGGAAAUUUCAGGGGUGCGCUUUGCUUACUACCUCGUGAGUUUUUGGCCUCGUUUCGGCAGCUAGCAAAGUGCACGUGUGAACUUUUCCUCAGCGUGCAUUGGAUAUUCUGUAUCUCGAAAUUUUCGAGUCUUGUUUAACACGUAUUAUUCGUCGGAGAGUGUGAAAAGCUCUCCGUAUCGAGCUCAGGAAAUGCGCAAGAGAUUUUAACAUGUAGAUAUAAGUGCGCAUGCGGUUUGUGCGCAUAAGUAGACACACGAGUCUACAGUCAGAAAUGCAUAAGUUAGGUAAUGGGGGCAGGGGAAGGAGAAACUCACAAAAAUCAGGGGUGUACCCAGGGGAUGGACCUUGGGUCCCCCAGAGCCUCCAUCUGUUAAUCCUCCGCUCUCAAUAGAUCUACGUUUCUUGGAGCUGCUGAAGGAAACAACCCAUCCAGCAUCUAGGGGCAGACAAGCGGAGAUUUACAAAGGAUUAGCGGAUCACCUUGUCGCGCCGAAACUAGCCUUAUCUCAUAAACUCCUCGCGCUUUUACCGCCGAGAAAUCUACAGAUAACCAUUUCAAUUACUCCAAAUCAUUAAAGCUUUCUGCUACUUAGACAUGUACUUUUCUAUGGAAUGUGUUUUCAUAACAAGAAGAAGCAUAAUUUUAUGUGUUUGACUGUAACAUCUUUAUUAAAUAUAGUUAUUUGCUGAUAAUAGGAAAGUAUGCGAAUUAUGUGCAAUUUGGGUCAUUUUGCUCGCAGAAUGAUGCAUGGAGUGAACGGUUGUAUGACCAAUAACCAACGGAAAACUUGUAGAUUAUAUAGUCCUUUGCUCUAAAAUUCUCUUGAUUCUUUCGCAUUUGCAGUUGGCGACGUUAUCACUACCCGUAGCCCAUUCACAGUAUGCGCGCGUCAUAUAAAAAUGGCUCCAUACGCGAAACAAACAAUCGAACAAUGUUUCCUUUUUCAUACUCAUUCAUCGUCGAACUCCAAGUGUCUGCGAAACAUUAGAUGUGUGUCUCGAAGUCUUGGGCUAAUUCGCGACAGACUUAUCUAAUCGUAAAGAGCUGGCAAAUUUACUCCGUCCUUUCACUGCACGGUUUUAGCUCCCUUCGUGUCGUCACAGGUAGGUUUCCAGACGCUAGAAAUGCGAGGAAUGUCUCAAAAUCCCUAUAACUGCGCAUUACACAGUUAUUACCCUUCAAAGCAGACAACGCAGUUGAAACAUUCAGCUCUAGGGCGAUCUGCGAAUAGACUUGAAGACAGUCCCCUGUUAGUAAGGCUGUACUACUUUCGUAACGAGAGCUGGAAUCCUAUCCGUAAGAAAACCGAACGAGAGCGAUCACUUACCGAGAGACUUCCGACCAACUCUCGACAGAGCGAUUACCUCCUCCUACCAAGAGUCAAGAAAGCGAUCACUUACCGAGAGACUCCCGACCAGCUGUCGACAGAGCGAUCACGUCCUGAAAGACUUCCGACCAAGAGUCAAGAAAGCCACCACUUACAGGGAGAGACUCCGGAGUAUUAACCGACGAUGUAUUUCUUACACUGUUUGUUCCCGAUUGCGUUCGCCCUUAUCAUAAUCAUUCAAUUGACCGUCAGUGCUGUAUCCCCAGAAGAAAUCGUUGUUUGCGUACGAGGUACGUCGGUUCCCGGCAGCAACAAUAGAUGCGAAGGAACCCCCUUCAAUAUCAGCACCACAAAAAGAGAGUGUUGCAUGAACGAUGGGAUGUUUUACACGACUCAAACCUUCGACCCAGGGCGCUUCUUCCGCUUUAGAAUCGUCAAACAAGGGAUUCCAGAUUGUUACCAAUGCUCCGAAACGCGGCAAAAUCCAGAAAGGAAUAGAUGUUCGGACAUGGACUGUGGCCCGGACAGAUACUGCAAGGCGCGGUUCCAGAAAUCUAAAUGCGUCUGCAGACGAACUCACCAACGGUGCAGCACGCUUGCUAUUAGCCCUGUCUGCGGGACGAAUGGAAAAACUUAUCAAAACAUGUGCUUUCUGGAACGACGCGCCUGUAGCAAACAGAAUCGCGUGACGGUGGCUUACAGAGGUCCAUGCAAUGACAAUUGCGUGAACGUGACGUGUCCGACCGGACAGUCCUGCGUAGUGGACCAGUACAACAAGUCACACUGCGUGUCCAAUUGCAGUAGCUGUAAUAGUUCCCCAGCGGAUACAGAAGUGUGCGGCGCGGAUGGCGUGACGUAUGGCAGCCUGUGCAGAUUGCGAGUGGCGACGUGUAAGCUUGGAAAGACUAUAGGAGUCGCUUACCUGGGAAGCUGCAAAGAAGGUUCAGACUGCUCGACGGUGAAGUGUUCAAGACAUAAGCGCUGUCUGACCGAUGAGACAGGCCAGCCCCGUUGCACAUCCUGUCACACACAUUUUAACUGCCGACGGAUGAGCCGACCCCAGUCUCAGGAUAACGAGGAUUCCCCAAGGAGCACUGAGAUUUGCGGGACGGAUGGGAGAACGUACAGCAGCUUCUGUGCUCUACGGGAACACAGCUGCAACGUUGGCCGGCUGUACAGCAUCAAACACAUAGGCCGUUGUUACGAUAAAGACGAACGUGUUAAACCAAGCUUCUCUGAGCGUCAAUCUGACGGCAGGUCUCGCUCCCCGCGAGUCGACAAGAUUCUAAAUUUCUUCAAGAAUGCUUCCUUCGACAUAGAGACCCUAAAGCGUGCCCUACUACGACUUGGCUUCAGUAAAGUACACAUGACGCAUAAGAAAAAAACACGAAAAAUAAGCCUCAAAGCGCUGAUCUGCUUAAUGUACCCGCGAAACGAUGCACAAGUCAUCCACUGCAACUAGGGUAUUUAGUAGCAUCAUAGGGGAUCCCGAGGAAAAAUUCUUAAAAGGCAUUGACUUAAUGUAUUUGCAAAACGAUACAUCUGCUAAAUUAGAGGUACUUGUUAGGGACCUGUCGAUGUAUCCGGGGACAGGCAAAGAGUAUGUUAUAGAUCUUUUUUAAUUUUCAACCUAUGUCAAGACUCUUGGCAGAUCGUAACUCAGUAUUUACUUGUAAACGUACGUACUUAUACUCGUUUACCUUUGCCUCCUUCGCAUGUUCAAAAGAAACAUGGGCUCGUAGCAGGUAGCACGCGCUAAUAAUUCUUGGAGGGGGCUGGGUUGUUAAAUUGCUGUGAAAAUUUUAUUUUCUCGUCCAUUCACUUGAUUCUUCUUUUUAUUAAGUUGCAUAUUCAGCCAAGAAAGAGCAAAUACAAAUUAAGGGCGAAAAAUUAUUUGUUCGCAUUAUAGAUACCUAUACAUCACUGAACGAUCCUCACAUGCGGCUGAUUUUAAAAGAGAUUGCGCCCACCAAAAAUGCAAUAAAAAUGUUUACUGAAUCAUAAUAUAUUCCUUUACUUAAAAAGCGAGGGAAGAAUAUCAGGAAUGUUACAUACUUUUACAUUGGACCGCUAGAAAACCGGGGAAAAAUGGUCAAAUCAGUUUUUUUAACGAUGUUUCACAGCCAGUUAAAUUUCAGCGUCUUAAAAAUGAUGGAUAAAUUAAAUGAGUACGCACAAGCGCGUACCCAGCAUGGGGUAGGGGGAGUUAGGAUCAUAGGUGUCAUAUGAAAAAAAAAAACGAUCCCUGAAUAAGAAACCAGCCCAAGUCAUUUUUUUUUUGGGGGGGGGGGGGGGGUAGCCCUAUGUGUACGCGCUUGCGCAGAGCAUUCAUUCAUUCAUUCAUUUGGGAUUAUUACGAGCAUUGCUGCUUUGCGAGCGUUGAUAAAAUUGUACUCAUAUCUUGCGGUUCACUGGCGUUAAUUUAAAUAGGUUUACUCAGCGUUAGUGUAGUAUUUCUGUAAUAUAUUUAUACCAGAAUACAGUUAGAAAUCGAACAUGUAUGUCCUAAGAAUAUGGGCUACCCAGGACUGAAAAAAAUAGGGAAAGGACUCGAAAUUUGAAAGAAGUUUGCUUCUUAUCAUGACUUCGUCCUAUAUUAUAACCCCAGGAAGAAUUGCAAUACAAUGGCCAAGGGGAAUAUUGUGUUUGAAUGAUUGAUAGCGUCUGCGGUAGCCAUUUAUUGUUGUAGUACGAUUUAUAUCUACACUAUAUCAUAUCACUCUGUAUAUAAAAAGUAUUUAUGCUAAAAAUCAGUUUACGCGAUCCUUAUAUAAUCAAAGUUGUUUAUACACGUGUUUUAUGAAAUUGGUCCGACCACAGGGCUCCCACAAGAAAAA
Molecule: messenger RNA, 4527 nt
Organism: Nematostella vectensis (starlet sea anemone)
Lineage: Eukaryota; Metazoa; Cnidaria; Anthozoa; Actiniaria; Edwardsiidae
Product: follistatin-A
Exons: 7
Coding region: 1875-3152 (425 amino acids)
Biological process (GO): anatomical structure development
Molecular function (GO): extracellular matrix binding; collagen binding; calcium ion binding
Source: RefSeq, a predicted model, not a curated record